AUGUCAUUGAAAGCGCCGACAUUUUUGUUUGUUGACGAACCGACAACCGGACUGGAUAGCCAUGCUGCUUUGUUGAUGGUUCGUUGUUUACGAAACUUAGCUGAUGAUGCAAACAAUCGAUUAACGAUUCUGGCAUCGAUACAUUCGCCCAACUCGGACAUUCUCAAAAUGUUCGACAAACUCUACAUUCUGGCCAAAGACGGUGUUUGCGUCUAUUCAGGAGUGCCAACGUUGUUACAACAGAAUCUUCGAGAACAUAUUGGAUUAGUACAUGACAAAAAGAAACCACCGAUUGAAGAAUACCUGACAAUAGCUUGUAAAGGAAUUGAUAAUGAAAAUGUCUGUCGAUUAGCGGAAACAACUUUGUCACAACAGCAAGAGGAAUUGAAACCAUUAAUACCACAAAUGAAGAAUCUGCCUCAAGGAAUCAUUGUCAACCACAAGUUAUUUUCAAUUGAGGAUUUAUUCUUGCAAAUCGCACGAAUGUUUCAAUUAAUAUUCAUCAAACAAAUGAAUUCCCGAAUUUUCACAGUAUUCAUGGUGACUAUAGUGUGCUUUAUUCAUUCGAAUUUGUUCGACCAAAAUAUCCUCCAGCCCGAUACUUGUGUCUCUAAGCUCAACUUCACCAAGCCUCAAAAUAAUCAAACUUGUCAAGAUAAAUUAGAGGAAGAUAAUCGUAUUGAAUACUAUGGUUAUUAUCAAUCAAUGAUCGUUAUGGUGUUAGGUUAUGUACUCAAUGCAAUCAGUAGUUUGACUUUCUCUUCAUUGAUAAAGGUAUUCAAAAAUGAACAUCGAAACG
Messenger RNA from Dermatophagoides pteronyssinus (European house dust mite), 799 nucleotides. RefSeq names its product ABC transporter G family member 15-like. Lineage: Eukaryota; Metazoa; Arthropoda; Arachnida; Sarcoptiformes; Pyroglyphidae. The record is from RefSeq and is a predicted model, not a curated record.